Aaosphaeria arxii CBS 175.79 is the source of this 1631-nucleotide messenger RNA. RefSeq lists its product as uncharacterized. The record is from RefSeq and is a predicted model, not a curated record. The transcript is spliced from 3 exons. Bases 348 to 1631 code for a protein of 427 amino acids. NCBI's taxonomy places the organism in Eukaryota, Fungi, Ascomycota, Dothideomycetes, Pleosporales.
CGUUCCCAGGCAUCCAUAACAUCACCCGCUGGUCGCCUCGAUAAAGUUCAUCUGAAUUCCGCCAGAUGCGCAGCAGGCAUGACCGAAACGAAGGGAAAAGCCUCCGGUAAGCUCGUCGUCUCUUCGCUUUGACAUUAUACCGGUUCCCGUCUGAGAGAGGCUUAAGUCCAUUCUACACAUAUCUAACGCCUCCAGACUUUUCCAAUCGGCUUAAGCGACCUCUCAAAGGUGCAUCGCGUAGUUCCAAGGCACAAGCUCCCUCCACCAUCAGCGCACCUCCCAAGGUCGCAGUUGCAACGCCCAAAACCAAGGAUGACCUGCACCGACGAAAAAUUCCCUUCAAUGAUAUGCUUCGAUCAAGAUCUACAAAAGACCCGGAUCCUAUCAGUCCUCAUCCGGCGGCGGAUGAGCAGGACCGUGACGAGACAACGGCGGAGCACACAACCCCCGAAAGCAUAGCGAGUAGUCAGGAUACUCGAGCAAUUGACCGGAUAGCGGAGCUUGAAAAAGCACUAGCGUUUGCUAAAGAGGAACAAGAUAGACUCCGGGAGCAGCUGGAGAAAGCCAGGCACCAUGAUGAAACCUAUCGAGAAACGAUCGAAGAACACCCAAACUCCUUACAGCCAACAGAUCGCAGGAGCUUAGAGCAAAUCUCAAUCGGUCGACGUAGUAUCGAAGAUCAUCGUGAUCAUUUGAACAAAUCAUCUCCGCAUCGGUCAACUUCUAGCUAUCGGGAUCAUGACCUGCUGGAUGAAACCCACACCUUUCAGGGACAAGUCGCUGGGCUCCAGUACCCGCAGCAUGAUGCACGGAGGAGCGCUGAUUUCCAAACACCAUCUCGAACCUCUAUUGAGUGGCAAGAGCUUACAUCUCGCCUUCACAAUACCGAAAAGGAGUCCCAACAAAGGCUACAACAGCUUCUAGAUCUUAAGCAUAGUAUCUCCGCUAUGACUCGAGUGGACAAUCAAGUCACGGACAGUGACUUUACCGAGCGUGUCGACCAGCUGUACCAUCGUAUACGCGAGUUUGUCGUUUCAAACUAUCGCCCUCUCGUUUCUAACGCAAUAAUGCCUAUUUUCCGGGAAGCUAUAUACGUAGGGUUGCCCGAGACGGGUCCCCUUUCAGCAGCCCGGCAAUUGGCGUCAUGUAUCUGCAGCAAUACCGCAGAGUAUCACGAGUGGCGACGAGCCACAGUACGCGCCUUAGAGAAGAGCACGGGUGAACCAACUCUUCGACAAGAGCGUCAGAACAUUGUCCACCGAAUCGCCAAUAACAUACAGCACCAGCUUUUCACGCUUACUUCGAUGAAUCUAACGCCACAGGCGGAGACGACCCUCCAUAGUAUUAUUUUGGCGGCAGCAGAUUUACAACAUUUGCUCCUAAUGCAGAAGGCUCAGUACGCAGUACUCUUUUUCCGGAGUCAAGAUGGAAAGGCACAACCAUUUGAUGGACAGAGAAUGGAGGAUGUGAACAAUUUCGACGCUCUUGAUGAGGAUGGAGAUGUCUUCCUUGACCGUCGAUUUGCAUUCUGUGUAUUUCCUUGUCUGGAAAAGUUUGGUGAUGAAUUUGGCGACAGGCCAGACAUCAGCAAUGUAUUACUCCCGGCAAGGGUUUGUUGUGGGGUAGGAUGA